Messenger RNA from Liolophura sinensis, 1918 nucleotides. RefSeq names its product transmembrane protein 180-like. NCBI's taxonomy places the organism in Eukaryota, Metazoa, Mollusca, Polyplacophora, Chitonida, Chitonidae. The record is from RefSeq and is a predicted model, not a curated record. Bases 213 to 1718 code for a protein of 501 amino acids. The transcript has 7 exons.
GUAGACAGGAAGUAGAACUGUCACGUUGUUGAAACGGAUGUGUUGACGUUGUUUUUUUGGCUGACGUUUGAGAUAAGCCGUGAGAGUGUAAAGUCAGUGUCACAGGAUUGGAAUAAAUGAAGUCAUGAUGCGAUUAAGUUACAAUAGAGAGGGAAGGAGGAGGUGAGAGGGUCUGGAUUGCUGCCGUCUUUCUCCAGUCUUCAGCCCCAGGGAUGGCUCUGGUCAGAUUUCAGAUCCCACUGGAUAUAUGUUACGGGUCUUUGAGCCUUUACAUCUCAAUUCUACACAAUGUAUUUUUGUUGUAUCACAUAGAUAUUUUUGUAUCUGUUUACAAAAUUGACAAGGCUUCAUUUUGGAUUGGAGAGACUGUGUUUUUUUUAUGGAACUCCAUUAAUGACCCAUUAUUUGGUUGGCUCAGUGAUAGCAGAUAUCUUCAGCAGCACAAGCUACAGAGCUCAAGCCCUAAUCAUGGAGUACAGAUUCUUCUUAAUAGACUUAAUGCUCUAAAAUGGAAUGGCCCUCUGUUUGCCCUCUCUUUUCUUGGCUUUUGGAUUUCCUGGAUUUAUCCAUCGAUACAGUUUGUGGUGUGCCUCUGCCUAUAUGAUGGUUUUCUCACAGUGAUAGACUUGCAUCACAAUGCUCUCUUAGCUGACCUGGCCGUGUCUGCUGAGCUGCGGGCCAAGCUCAAUUCUAAGUGCAGCAUCUUUAGUGCACUUGGAUCCAUAUCGGUGUUCCUGUCUUACUCUGUCUGGAACAAAGCGUCCCUGACUUCAUUUCGCUGGUUCUGUACAGGACUAGCUAUCUUCUCUUUGAUUGGGUUUAUUGUGAGCUGCCGAAAACUCCAGGAUGCCAUUUGCAACAGGAAGAAAAAUGAAGACUACAAUGAGACUGAAGUAAAUAGAUUACAACACGCUGAUGAAUUCACAGAAGUGGACAUAUCAGAGAGACGGGCCCUCAAGAAAUAUGUCAUAGAGCUAUUUUCACACACUAAUUUUUUAUGGUUCUCACUGAUGAAUAUAGUACAGGUGUUUCACUGUCAUUUUAAUAGCAACUUUUUCCCCCUGUUUUUGGAGAGUCUGCUGGGAAAUGCAAUCAGUCCGACUGUGAGCUCUAUGAUUAUAGGUACGUCGUUUGUGGCCCCUCACAUCAACAACCUGUACUUCCUGUCCCUGUGCAAGAAGUUUGGGCUGUACCGAGUUAUACGAUUCCUCUUCCUAGUCAAACUUCUCAUCAGUCUGCUCAUGAUCUUCGCUGGACCCAAUCAUAUAUGGCUGAUCUGUCUUUUCAUAGCAAGUAAUCGUGUGUUUACGGAAGGGACAUGUAAACUACUUAACCUGGUUGUGAGUGAUUUGGUGGACGAAGAUUAUGUCCUUCACAAGCGCACACAGGCUGUCUCUGCACUCAUGUUUGGCAUGACUGCUUUAGUGUCUAAACCAGGACAAACCAUUGCCCCAAUCCUGGGAACCUGGUUACUCGCAUCUCAGACAGGGCAUGACAUUUUCCAGUCUUCUGGAGAUGGACCAGUUAACAUGGACCUGGCUGGGAUGAGCAGUCAGGAGGUAGCCAAUCACCGCCUGGGGUGUUUCCACAUGCUCGUGUAUGUUCCCCUAGCCUGUGCCGUACUACAGCUGGUUACCUGGUCACGAUUCUCUCUGCGUGGCAGACGACUCCUCUGGAUCAAAUCUGUGCGAGCUGGCUCUCAGUACUCAACCGUCUGACCCCUUCUGUGGGUUAAUGGAAUGUGUUUAUUGAUUGGUACCUUAUUGUUCUCUGUGCAUUUUCUGUUCUACUUUUGUUAUGGCAUUCCAGAUGUGCUUUGUUACACAUUUAUAAUAUGUGCUGCAAAUUUCUGAACAUUCCUAUGGUGCUAUGACAACAAAAAAGUGAAUUAUGAGUAUAGUUAUGGGUAUAUUGUGUG